AUGUCUGUAGCUACUGAAUCUAAGCCUUCUGUUAGGAAGAAUGAUUCUGCCGGUGUUCGUGUUGUUGAUAAUGCGAUGAGAAAGGAGGAAAUUGUUACUGCUACUGGAGGAACGAUCAAUCCCUCUGUACAGGGAUCUACUGGGGAAUCUGACCAAGGGCCUACCAGGGGAUCCAUCCGAAGUUCCGCCAAGGAAUAUACAUCGGAACUUCACAAGCGUGUUAACAUAGAUCACCUCGUAGUAGAGUUCCAGAAGAGGCUUGGCAAAAGCUGGGAUCAAUACCAGAUAGCGGUUUCGUUGUUCCUUGUUGGAAAGCUUUCAAGACUGGAAUUGAUGGAGAAGUUGAAUUCGAUUCUUGAUAAGACCACGGUCAGAUUUCACAAUCAGCUUUUACUUGCCAACUUGGCCAAUUGCCUAAGGGCAGAACCUUCUGAUGGUAUGUCAUCUGCCGGUUUCGGAAGUCAGUCUCAGCAGAACAAGAAGAGAAAGGCCGGUAGAUCAUCCCAGUAUGAGAUCCUCAAAAAGGAUAUCCUGUCUCUGUCAAUCAGAGAACGGAAAAGAUUGAAGAAUAUUACUAGAGAAUCAGGAAAGAAAGGUAUGACAAACAGUACCAUGGCUUUAACUAGACAGGCUAUGUUACCCAAGGUUCCGAUAAAAACUCCCAAGGGAGACGCUCCACGUACGAAAGAAAGUGUUGGUGCCACAGUAGUUCAGGCCAGCAAGUGGGCUCAGGAUGUGGCCAACGGCAUAAAGGCUCCUCUCUGCUCUGAUAGCUUUGAACUUCCUGAAAAGGACUCUCUACUAACGAGAAUGCUAGGCAUUGCUCGGGAACAUGGACUUCCUGGUAGUGUCGAUCCUAUGGCAGCACAAGUUCUAUCCGUUGGUCUUGAAUGCCAUCUUAAAAGCAUUAUCGAGACUGCUAUUGCUCGUGUUCGCAAGAGAAAAUUAGAAACGGCUAGUACAAAUCAUGUCUCCAAUAAACGUAAGCGCGUUACGCUGACGGCCGAGGAUUUGCACGACUCAAUGACCUUUGCACCUCAUCUAAUUGACAGCUAUGGCUCUAUAUAUUACAUGUCAGAUGUUCUGUUGAAGAAUGAUGAUGACGAGUCUAUUGUUCAACUUCAGAGACAGAAGCAGGAGAUGAAGGAAAGUAACGACGACGCAACAUCACCACCAACAAAAACAAAAACAAUAGCAUCUACAGCAUCUACAACCACAACAACAAUCACAACAACUGCACCACAGGAGCAUGAUAAUAACGAUUCUCACCAGGAUAUCAAGGAUGGGGAAGCUACAGAGAGGUCUGGAACCAAUAAUGUUACGGCGACAAAAAGACCGAUGAUGGUUCAUCCUAAGAAGCAUUCUCCUAUUAGUUAUCUCUUGAGGCCAAAGAGCCACGUCGAUGAAAAGCCCCAAAUACCGAAGCCCAAUCUGGCAUUGAGUGAUCCCGCUAUAGGAACACCCAAUGAACUUAACUGGCUUCUUAAUGACUUGUUAGCCGAGUAA
Molecule: messenger RNA, 1506 nt
Organism: Brettanomyces nanus
Lineage: Eukaryota; Fungi; Ascomycota; Pichiomycetes; Pichiales; Pichiaceae
Exons: 1
Coding region: 1-1506 (501 amino acids)
Biological process (GO): regulation of transcription by RNA polymerase II
Cellular component (GO): SAGA complex
Molecular function (GO): transcription coactivator activity
Source: RefSeq, a predicted model, not a curated record